AUGCUUCCAGAGACGCUAUUAUGCCUUGUUAAUGCUGCCCUCAUCCAAGCGGCCACCGCUUCGCUCUCAUUGAAUGCAAUCCUUUCCCUCAACACCCAAGAUAUUCCCUCUCCUCCAUCUUUUUCCCUGCCAGCUGCGCAGAAUUUAACGAUUACAGUUGCUUACUGCUCCUCAGAAACUGUCUCAACGCGUUUCUUUGUUACCAACAGCACCACAGUGGAUGAUCCUGGGCCCGAUGGAGGGACAAAUGUAUAUGAGAUUAUAGUAAAUCAAGGGCUGGGCACCUUUUCGGCUUCUUUCCUGGACGGAGGAGUUUUGGCUAUAGAUGGAACCCUUUCAGACGAUUUCUCAUUUGAGAUUGCUGCUUCAGAUAGUGGGCCAAUGCACGAGGUACUGGCUACUUUUCCGUUAUUAGGCGACACGACAUCCAACCAAGCGUUGCUCUUUUCACCUCCAUUUGACCCGCCUAUAUUCAUAGACCCUUCUUAUCCAAAUUACACACUUCCUGGCCCAUCGUUAGCAUCCCCUUCACCACCUGAUUCGUCUCCAAACUUCACUCUGCUAAUAGCGCCUACAUCAUCUCAAACUUUGACCAGCUUACCACAAACUGCUUGCAUGAUGGCUUCACAAUCAUCCUCUGGGAAUAUCGCCAAUGAAAGUCUGUGGCUGAGAGAUGAGGAUGGCUGGCGGACACAGUGGUUAAUGGCAGGUCUUUCGCCACAGACCAAUUAUACUGCGUAUGUCAUUCAGGAUAGCCAAAAGCUCAGUGGUCCGAUGUAUUUUGUGACCAAGUCCGCUGUAUUCGCUUGUCCCUUGGCCGCUUUCCUUCCCUAUUGCCCCGGUGUAACAUAUGCCAUUCCACUUCCUCCUCCGGACAACUCUGAAUUAUCCAUAUACGACUCCACCAACCUUCCAUCAACGAUAUCCGACACACUCACCACAUACUUUACCAACUUUACCACAACGCUUACUACGCAAGCAUGUGGGAGAGAUUAUUAUUCACCACUGCAAACCUGCGCAGACUGUCAGCGAGCGUACUUUCGCUGGCUUUGUUCUGUCAGCUUUCCUAGAUGCGGCGAGCAAAGUCCUUCUACAACUACAGCCACAAGCUCCUCGUCUGUAGGAACCUCUUCAGCAGGUCUACCCUCUCCUACCUCUGCCCUGCAAGCACAAACCACAUCUUCCGUCCCGCGAAAUCCUACGUUUUCUUCGUUGAACAUGUCAUAUUCCGUGCUGAUGCCAUGCAUCGAAACAUGCCAAGCAGCUGAUAGAGCAUGUCCUAAUUUUCUGGGGUUCGCGUGUCCGUUGGCAAGGUUUAAUGCGAAUCAGAGCUAUGGGGUGGGGUAUAUCGACGGUGCUGAGCCAAAUCAACAGGGAUUGGGUAUACCGGGGCAAGCGCAAGAUCAGUGGGGGAAUGUUUGGUGUAAUUUCGUGUAG
Molecule: messenger RNA, 1437 nt
Organism: Lentinula edodes (shiitake mushroom)
Lineage: Eukaryota; Fungi; Basidiomycota; Agaricomycetes; Agaricales; Omphalotaceae
Product: stretch-activated cation channel Mid1
Exons: 3
Coding region: 1-1437 (478 amino acids)
Biological process (GO): calcium ion import across plasma membrane
Molecular function (GO): calcium channel activity
Source: RefSeq, a predicted model, not a curated record